AUGUCAUCGCUCCAGGAAACAAAAGCAAAAGAAACAGCUACCAGGAAGACCAACGAUGGCCACCUAAUUGUUCUCGGAGCCAAACUGAGCGGAAGAAAUGUCGGUGGUGUUGGAUUCCUCGUCCACCAUCGGCUCGAGCACAUGGUCGAUUCAGUCGAAGUGAUCGGCCCGCGACUGGCCAUCCUACGUCUACGCAUCGACAAGCGCACUUUCGUUAGUAUUAUCAACUGCUAUGCACCGACGUCAGCAGCUACGGACGAAGAAAAGGACGCGUUCUACAAGGAAUUGGAGGAGAUGAUAAAAAGGGAACGGUCCUACUACAAAUAUGUUGUCGGAGACUUUAACGCAAGCGAAUGCGAUCUCUUUCACGGAAACAGCUUCUUCACGAAAAAAGAGGAUCGGCGAUGGACGUGGGAGAGUCCGAAUGCCACGACUCACAGCGAAAUCGACCACGUUCUCACUAACAGGAAGUGGAGUCUGCUCGACGUCAGCGUGGUGGAUGCAUUCCGCACUGGGAGCGACCAUAGGCUGGUCAGAGCAAAAAUUCGUCUCCGAGCGAGAAUCCGAAGACGCGACUUCUUCCGACCUCCUCCCAUACGGCUGCCACAUUACGACACAAACGUCAUGGAGGCGGCCGCCGCUCACUACACGUGGCAGGAGGCGCAAGACUUGUCGCAAGACUAUACCAUGCUCAUAGAAGGACUUCUACAUUGCGCUAUGGCAUCGGCUAUCACAACAAGGACGGAUUCGAAAGGCAGGAUUGACGACAAGGCUCGCGCACUUCUGCAGCAACGCGCUGUCGUCCAUCGUAACCCUGCAUCAACACCAUUGGAGCGCGCCAUAGAAGAGUGGGAGGUGGAACACGCCUUGCGUCAAAUGAAGCCGGGGAAGGCACCAGGACCUGACCGCAUCUCAGUAGACUUUCUGAAGUCGGCGUCCCGCACCGUCAUAAAACAGCUCACCAGGCGCUAUAAC
This is a messenger RNA of Cooperia oncophora, 975 nucleotides long. Lineage: Eukaryota; Metazoa; Nematoda; Chromadorea; Rhabditida; Trichostrongylidae. The record is from the annotation of a GenBank genome assembly.